AGAGAAUGUGACGUGAGCAACGUGUCUGAAAGUUAGUACACGUGGGAUCAUGGGAGACUUGCCCCCUUCAGCCCACAGAGGAUGAGCGUGAACAAUUUUGAGGUGUAGAUGUGGGAAAAGACUACCACUACCACACAAUAAGGUUGCGGGCUGCUGGAAUGUGAGAGGCUCACCUGUGUUUGGGCUUCCUCCUCAAAGACAGCUGUGUUUUAAUGCCCCUGCGCACCCGAGGAAGAGAGGAAGGAGACAAGAGUGAGGAAGAAGAGGCAGAAGAAGGAGAAGGAGAAGGAAAAGGAGAAGAAGAACAAGAACAAGAAGAAGUGAGAAGGCCUGGACACUACUCCUCCUUGCCCUUUGGAGGUCCGUCCACUCUCCCCUCCUGGCCCUGCAUGGACGGGGAUGGGGAGAGCCGGAUGCUGUUGCCGCGGGGCUGAGCGCCUCGCAUCCCCGUCUCUGGUGCGCCGCUUCCGGCCACUGCUGCUGCUGAUCAUCGCUCUCUGCUGCGGUGCUCACAUAGGUCAGUGCCAGGUGGCCAUCCCUCAGUGCCGUAUACAGAAGUGCACCACCGACUUCGUCUCCCUUACCUACCACCUGACGCCGGCCGUGGAUGGCUUUCACACUGAGUUUUGCAAAGCUUUACGUGCAUACUCGGCCUGCACCCAGAGGACAGCUAAGUCCUGCCGUGGGAACCUUGUCUUCCACUCUGCUCUUCUGGGCAUCUCCGACCUCAUGAGCCAGAGGAACUGCUCCAGAGACGGGCCCACAUCCUCCUCGUACCCUGAAGUUCAGCACGAACCUUGCAACUACCACAGUCGCACUCAGCAUGCUCACUCCCACUCCCACAUGCAUGCACACACACAUUCCCACGCUCACGGCCACAGCCAGGGCCACUCUCGGCCUGUUUAUCUGUUCUGCGGGCUGUUUGGGGACCCACACCUGAGGACGUUUAAGGACAGCUUCCAGACUUGCAAGGUGGAGGGGGCGUGGCCUCUUAUCGAUAAUGACUAUCUGUCAGUACAGGUCACUAAUGUUCCCGUGGUACCUGGCUCCAGUGCCACAGCAACUAAUAAGAUCACCAUCAUCUUCAAGCCCUAUGAGGGUUGUACAGACCAGAGGGUCUACCAGGCCGUCACAGACAACCUCCCUGCUGCCUUUGAUGAUGGAACCAUAAGCAGCGGAGACCCUAUCCACAUUUCUGCUGGUGCAGAAGGUGCAACUGGUAAAGUCCGGGCUCUGUGGAUCUCUGAGCGCAGCCCGGGGCACCACGUGGAGCUGCACGCUGGCUACAUAGGUGUAACUGUAAUUGUUCGCCAGCUAGGCCACUACCUGACAUUGGCGGUGCGGAUCCCAGAGGAGCUGGCUCAGGCCUACGAUGCCACCCAGGACCUGCAGCUCUGUCUGAAUGGCUGCCCCGGCGGAGAACGCAUCGACCAGGCAGGGCAUCUUCCCCUGCCCCUCACCCCUCCUGUGCUCGGCCUGCAGCUUCAGCAGCUGCGUCGGCCCAGCUACUCCUCACAAACACAAGCAUCCCACUACGGUGCCGCGCAGGUUUUCAGUGUCGAGGGGGCGAAGGAACGCUGCAGGGAGCAGCUGGAGGUGCAGGACAUUUACUUUCACUCCUGCGUGUUUGAUCUCCUCACCACCGGCGAUGCUAACUUCACAAUGGCGGCGUACAGCGCCCUGAAGGACAUGGAGAGUCUCCAUCCACACCGGGAUAGAUGGAGGAUCUACCCCCGCGGCUCUGCCACCUCCACCUUACUCUCUGAUUCUCAACCUAUAAUGCGGCUAGCUCUGCUCCUGCUGUGUGCUCUGAGCGUAGUAUUGAUGUAAGAGCGGGAGUGGGAGGCUUGUGUAGGCCUAUGUGUGUGCACUAGAGAGAGAGUUUGGGCAGAUUUUUGCUAAGCACUGAUACUGAGCACUGAUUCCUCUCUCAUGUUCAGAGGAAACAGCAGUCUGGACAAUUACUGUGAACUUUUUAGCACCAGAGAUGGCAACACUAACUGCAUCUUACCAGGCAGAAUCAGCCCUCUGCGGAAUAACACAGGUGAUGUGAUGUUGGCUUUCGCAAUCUGUCUUGACACUUGACAAUGACACAAACGUACCUGUGUGAGUGAAUAGAGUGUGUGGAUAUACACUCCAAACUGUAAAUAGCUUGUCUUCAGUGCAAAGUGUAAUGGCGUGGAGUUCAUUUUUUGUGUCAUUUGAUGUGAUUUUUUCUUUGAUACCUCAGACAGAGGAUGUUUGAUUUAACAGAAGCACUUUAUUUAGUUUUUUUGUUGUUGUUAUAACAAAUCCACAUCAGUGUUUCUUCUUCUCACUUAGUGUCCUCCAUGACAGUCUCCAAUGGCUCAAGUUGUGGAGAUCAUCCAUCAAUUGAUUUUUUUAUCCUUUCAAAGUAAAAGUCUGAUAAACAAAAGGAGCUGCCAUUUUUGCUAAAUGCAUCAUUCUUCCAAUAGCUGAUUUUACUCAGCGUCUCAUUUUAAGUCAGUCAAUGUGAGUUGUUCCCUUUUGAAUGUAUUGUGAAUAGUGUCACAGCAGAUGCCAUCAGUACUAUUUUGUUGCUGUAUGAAUUUCUUGUUUUUUUUCAGUCCUGAUUUCAAAUAUGUGCGAUUGUGUAUGAAAGUGUGUGUGUGUGUGUGUGUGUGUGUGUGUGUGUGGGGUGCGUCAGUGUUUUUUUUUUCUAUUGCCAGUUGGUGACAUGCUUGGAUGUGUUUUUAUUUCCUCUGAGAAUCAUGUCAGAGUUAUUCCCACCUUUUUGCCAAGAGGCUGUGAUGAUACCGGCUCAUGUAUGUUGCUCUCUGAAUUCUUUGUUGUUUUAAUUUGAGCCAAAGACCGAUAAUGUAUGGUUUUAUGUUAAAAGGAUGUCACAACUCACCACCAAACCAGCACUUGUCUCCUCCUCACACUCUCUCCCCUGUUUUUAAUGUUGCUCCGGUAGACUGUUUUACUCCUACUGCCAGAAUUGAUAAGCUGCUCCUUACUGGGAUACGCGUAAACUCGGCAAAUCACUGAGAACUCUACACCGUCAGCUUCAGCAGUGUGUUGUGGGAAAUGUAUGCUAUUUGAUACCUGAUAGACAUGUCAAGACUAUGAGCUUUUUUAAGAUGUAGCAUUCUGUAUAAUUAUGCCCCAUUUGGUUGGCCAUAAUCAGCUUAAUAUCAGUUUUUGGAAAUGUGAUCUCUUACAUCAUGUGUGAGUGUCAGUUUGAUGAAGAGUGACUGGUCAAUAUUGAAAUACUUAACUUAUUUAUGAACGUAGUGUCCUGUAGAGGAAGUAAAGCUCCAUAUUCUUGCUGUUGGAUAAUAAUUUAAAAAAAUGUCAGAUGUGAUUGUACUGCCACUUAGUGGUGCUCUGUUGCUUUGUCAAUGUGUUACUCAAGGUGCUCAAAAAAACAUAGAAAAAAGAAAAAACUGUGUGCAAGUGUUUUAUUUAAAAAAACA
Molecule: messenger RNA, 3440 nt
Organism: Perca flavescens (yellow perch)
Lineage: Eukaryota; Metazoa; Chordata; Actinopteri; Perciformes; Percidae
Gene: rgmb
Product: repulsive guidance molecule BMP co-receptor b
Exons: 7
Coding region: 400-1830 (476 amino acids)
Biological process (GO): BMP signaling pathway
Cellular component (GO): plasma membrane
Molecular function (GO): coreceptor activity
Source: RefSeq, a predicted model, not a curated record